UCUGUGCAUCAGGCGAGUGCACUUCUCCUGUGUGUGCCUGACAGCUGCUUGCCUGUCUGACUUCAGGUCUGUCCAUCCCUGGGGCGGCCAACUGGCCCCAGCCCCUUCUGUGCCCUGUCUCUGGCUGCCCCAGCUCCGCUGACUCCCUCUAUGUAAGCCCUGUCUAAAUGCCCAGCUAGCCCUCAGCCCCAGGACUAUCUCAGUGGUGACUCCUUUAGAUUCUGGACUUGCACCGGACUGGACCCCUGCCCACCUUCUUAAACCCACACCAACCACCAUCACUCUGAGUCCCUCUGUGACUCCCACCCCCAGGAGGCCACCUGGUUGCCCCAGUCUGAGGAAUGGCUUUCUGAGGAGGACCUUGAAGAAGCAGGUCUGGGACACAGCAUGCCACAGGGCUUGGCUGCUCCCUUGCUCCUGCUGAUCCUCCAGGGAGCUCGGGGCUGCCUGGACCUCACCUGCUACACUAACUACCUCUGGACUGUCACCUGUGUCCUGAAGACACAGACCCUCCACCCCUACACACUUACUCUCACCUGGCAAGAUGAAUACGAGGAACUACAGGACAAAGAAACCUCUUGCAGCCUGCAUAGGUCGGACCACAACGCCACACACGUGCUGUACACGUGUCACAUGCCCUUGUCUGGAUUCAUGGCUGAUGACGUUUUCAUUGUCAACAAGAUGAACCACUCUGACAACAGCUCCCAGGAGUGUGGCAGCUUUAUCCUGGCUGAGAACAUCAAGCCAGCUCGCCCUUUCAAUGUGACCGUGACCUUCUCUGGACGUUAUGAUAUCUCCUGGCGUUCAGAUUAUUAUGAAGACCCUGCCUUCUACGUGCUGAGGGGCAAGCUACAAUAUGAGCUGCAAUAUCGGAACCUCAGAGACCCCUAUGCUGUGAGGCCGGUGACCAAGCUGAUCUCAGUGGACUCAAACAACGUCUCCCUUCUCGCUGAAGAUUUCCACAAAGACUCCACCUACCAACUGCAGGUGCGGGCAGCACCCCAGCCAGGCACUUUAUUCAGGGGGACCUGGAGUGAGUGGAGUGAUCCUGUCAUCUUUCAGACCCAGGCUGGGGAGCCCAAGGCAGACUUGGACCCUCACCUGCUGCUGCUGCUGCUGCUCCUUCUGUUCUUCUUGGUGCCCUGCCUGAUUUUCUUGGGUCUGAAGAUCGACCUGCCUUGGAGACUAUGGAAGAAGGUUUGGGUACCAGUGCCCAGCCCUGAGAGUUUCUUCCAGCCCCUGUACAAGGAACACAGUGGGAACUUCAAGAAAUGGGUGGAUACCCCUUUCACGGCCUCUAGCCUGGAGCUGACACCACAGAGUCCCACAGCAACUUCAGUCCUACAAGUGCACGACAGCUGUUCGCCCUCAUACCCAGCCAAGGAAAAGAAGUUCCUGGGGCCGCCAGGCCUGGAAGAACAGCUGGAGUGUGAUGGGACAUCUGAGCUUGGCCACUGCUGCACAGUGCUUUUGGCAGCCGGCCCAGGCCUCUCCGCCUACAGUGAGGAGAGAGACCGGCCAUAUGGUCUGGUGUCCAUUGACACAGUGACUGUUGGGGAUGCAGAGGGACCAUGUGCCUGGCCCUAUGGCUGUGGGGAUGAUGGCUACCCAGCCCUGAACCUGGAUGCUGGUCCAGAGUCUGGCCCUAAUGCAGAGGAUCUGCUUUUGGUCACUAACACCACUUUUCUGUCCUGUGGCUGUGUCUCAGGUGGUGGCCUCAGGCUGGGAGGUACCCCAGGCAGCCUCCUGGACAGGUUGAGGCUGCCCCUUUCUCAGGAAAGGGACUGGACAGCAGGCCCACCCUGGAGAACGGGGUCCCCAGGAGGAGGCUCUGAGAGUGAGGCGGGCUCACCCCCUGGCCUGGACAUGGACACUUUUGACAGCGGCUUUGCAGGAUCAGACUGUGGCAGCCCUGUGGAGAGUGAUGAAGGGCCCCCUCGCAGCUACAUACGCCAGUGGGUGGUCAGGACCCCUCCACCUGUGGACAGCGGCGCCCAGGCCAGCUAGCAUAUAAAACCAGCUGCCAUAAGAAGGGGCCAGAAGUGGGCAGGCAUUCGAGCCUGCCAUUUACAGUGUGAAUAUGUAGGUAUGUGUGUGUCCAUGUGUGGCUCGGGUGCGCGUUCCCACAUCCUUGUGUGAGAAAUGCCUGUACAUGCCUUGUGUUCACGGUCAUACCUGUGUGUGUCUGCCUGAGCUCACUGUGUACAUGCAUGAGUGUAGAUGUCUCUUAGACAUGAGCCUCUGACUCCUCCCCUGCAGACGUGCGGGGUGGCCACAGUCAGUGUCUAGAGACUGGUUCAGGUUCCUGCCCCAGGGCACUAUCACCACGCCCAGCCCUGUCAGAUGCUACCUCCAAGAAGCUAUGAAGUCCAGGCUGUUACGAUCUUCUCUCCUGGGGCAGGGAAUAGAGUGAGCCUACAGCAUCUACUGGAGUGGGAAGGUUUUGGGGGAACCUAGGGCUGUAACUGUGAACCCCAGUACAGGUGGCCCCAGGCUAUGCAUCUUGGAGAAGCCACUUCUGAACUCUGCAGGCUUCGCUUUCCUGGGCAUUAGGAAUGGUGUGGCUGCCCUGACUUAGCCCUAUGCAGUUCGCAGCCCCUUUCAGCUUUUUGACUUUUGUGGCUUUUAGGACCAGGUGUAUGCCCCGAGGAGGGAGAAUGAGAAAAGGCAGCCUAUACUCACAGCCUGGGUACAUAUGGAGAAUCCUGCCAUGGGUACUCAGUGGGAUUUUGGGCUGUGAUAUACACAGCCCGGUCCUCAGAAGCAGUACCACCAACCAAGGUUUUUUUUUUUCCUUAUUAAAAACAAAAUUCCUGUAAGUACUUAGGGAAUAUUUAUUAAAUAUCAGGCAUGGGGAGAGGGUACAGAGCGCGUUACUCACAGAACCCUCUUUAUGAUACCCAGAGUUCAGGGGACACAAGGGAACCAUCAAGAAACAGCUUCUAGGGGCUGGAAAGAUGACUCAGUGGUUACGGGCUGUUCUUCCAGAGGACCGGGGUUCAAUUCCCAGCACCCACAUGGCAGCUCACAGCUGUUCCAGGGAACCCGAAACCCAUGGCAAAACACUAAUGCACAUUAGAGAGAGAGAGGGUGGGAAGGAGAAGAAGAAGAAGAAGGAAGGAAGGAAGGAAGGAAGGAAGGAAGGAAGGAAGGAAAAGAAAGGAAGAAGUAGCUUCUGGGCACUCUGCAGCCAGUACCUGCUCUUCCCCUGCCUGUUCUUGAUGUCACGUUUAUCCUAGGGACUUAGGGAAGGUCCCCUUGCAUCCAGUGAUUCCUGUGAGCGUGCUGCGUGAGGAAGCUAAGAAGUAUGGGGUGGUACUUCUUCCUGGACGGCAGGGCGGUAUAAGAGCUAUACAGUGCCAAGAUUGCUUAGCCUUUGCUGGCUUUUUCUUUCUUUUCCCUCCCUCCUUCUUCCCUUCCUUAUCCUUUGUCCUUUUCUUCUUGAAUGGUCUGUACUUCCUACAAGGGUGCCCACCCAAGAUGUCGUAUGGUAUUGCAAAACCAGACAGGUUGGAGAUAGCAGAGUGCCUGACCUGCUCUGGACACAGUAGGAAGCCUCCAUCUUGUUUGGAACUCCAGGGUGCAGCAUUGCCGCUCAAUGGCCCAGGCAGGAAGGCUGUCUAUCUGUCCAGUCUGCAUAGCUGAACUGGAAAGAGGUCAGCAGAAGUCAGCCGAAAGCUCCCUCAGACUCAUGCUGGUGGGGACACCCAGAGAAUGCACAGAUGUCCUCAGUAUCUGACUCAGGGCUGGCUGGAAAGUUCUACAACACUGGUAGUUUGAACAGCGAGACUGCACCUAGAACCAAGGUGUGUGAGGCUCUCAGACCAGCAAAAACCACAGCUCCCUCCCUGCACGUGUAUACAGCCCCACCCUGCUGCACCCCCCCCUCCCCAGACACUUAGACUAAAAUGUGCUGUGGUUUUCACAUCCUCUGGGAGCCACAGACUGCAGGUGUUCUUGGCAGCUCUCCAGGGAACCAGUUCAGCAACGCCCCCCCCCAACCCGCAUACAGGAAGAACAUUCAGGGCUGAGGUGCUGACCCCCACCGGAUCCAUUUUUGAAGGAACACCUCAUGAAAAAAUGUGAACGCAAGGUUGGAGGCAAGAGCUAGACCACCUAGGAGUUAACAGUGGGUGGACGGGAGGGCGGUGAAAGAUUUGACGGGAUGACAGCUGGGAUGACGGCUGGACAGAGAGACAGACAGACACACUGCACAAGAGUGGGUGGACCAGAUACAAUCUAGGAGGCUAGCUGCUCUGUCUGCUCCCGGUUUUAUCCCCAGCCCUACACACAA
Molecule: messenger RNA, 4294 nt
Organism: Alexandromys fortis (reed vole)
Lineage: Eukaryota; Metazoa; Chordata; Mammalia; Rodentia; Cricetidae
Gene: Il21r
Product: interleukin 21 receptor
Exons: 9
Coding region: 388-2007 (539 amino acids)
Biological process (GO): cytokine-mediated signaling pathway
Cellular component (GO): membrane; external side of plasma membrane
Molecular function (GO): protein binding; cytokine receptor activity
Source: RefSeq, a predicted model, not a curated record